Molecule: messenger RNA, 295 nt
Organism: Staurois parvus
Lineage: Eukaryota; Metazoa; Chordata; Amphibia; Anura; Ranidae
Source: the annotation of a GenBank genome assembly
UCUACUUCUUUAGUUAAUUGCAGUGAACUUGCAUUGCGAUUUUCUUCAACCCUUCUCAACAGAAGACACUCCUGUCAAAGUGUUAACUUUCAUGGAUGGCCUGCACGUUUCUGUGAGAUAGUUGCAGUUCCAUCUUUGUAAGAUUUGUGUAUCACUUUUACUAUAGUAUUCUGAAAGGUAAGUAAAGCUUUGCUGAUCUUCUUGCAGCCUUCACCUUUCUUGCGUAAAGAAAUUAUUUUCUUUCUCAGGCCUUGUUGCCAUAAUUUCUUUCAUGUGGUGCCGUUGCUGACAGCAU